Penicillium manginii is the source of this 2565-nucleotide messenger RNA. Its product is annotated as putative spindle pole body associated protein SnaD. The transcript has a single exon. The record is from RefSeq and is a predicted model, not a curated record. Bases 1 to 2565 code for a protein of 854 amino acids. Lineage: Eukaryota; Fungi; Ascomycota; Eurotiomycetes; Eurotiales; Aspergillaceae.
AUGGCCAACGCAGGCUAUACCUCGCCCUUCCCGACCUCCCACGACACUAUCGGCCAAUCCACUUUGGCAACUCCCCUUUUCAUGCCCUCGUCACCUCCCCAGGACCCCGUCAGCCCUCCCGAGUCGCCGCUUCCCGCAGAUAGCCCCAUCUACCCCGACGACCAUUCCGAUCGCGAAUCGGUCAACAACGAUGACAACCAUGCCAAGGACACCGCGCUGAACCAGGGACCCGAUGAUUCAAGAUCUCCGAGCCCAUCGCCGUCGGAUUUGGAUGCUCGCCUGGCCGAAUAUACUCUAGAUUUCAGUCAAUUCCCGAGCGGCCAUUUUUCCAGAGACGGCGCCCCGUUGCCGGAAUUGAAGGAAGACGAAGAAGACAAAUUGUCGGAUGUGGGAGGACCAGAAGAUUUCACCGCCAACAUGGAGAAAUAUUUGUUCGAGGAGAGCCUUCCAAGCAUGAAGAAGUACCGCAAGACGGAUGGUCGCGAGGAAUCCGGAUCGAUAUUACAGAACAGCACGGUGCGAUCCAGACAGCCCGUCAUCGAAGACGACGGGGACUCUGCAGAUUAUAGUGAAUUUGGACCGCCGGUUGAUAUGUCAACCCCAUCACAUGUUCUGAACCGCACCAGCACCUUGGCCAAGGACUCCAAUCUCGAAGACAUCGAGGAAGACCCGGCCGACGAUCUGCCUAGCCCAGUAUCACCAUCCCUGCGCAGGAUUUCAAUUACACCGGAGAAGGAAAGCCACGGAGAAGAAGAAGUUGAAGACGUUCAGCACGAUGCGCACGAUUUGCUUCAACGCAUUGAAGACUUGGAAGAGGAGGUUAGGGAUCGCGAUGAUCAGCUGAGCAAAAAUCACAAACGGGUUCUCGAGGCAGCUUCGGCCGGCGAGCAAAUAAGGCAUCUUCAAGACGAGCUUCAACGAAAGAACACUCAUCUGGAAGAGGCCGAAGGGAGAGAAAACGAAGUCGAUGUACUUCGUGAGCAGCUCGAAUCACUCCAGAAACAAAACGAGGAACGCGGGCGACUUCUCGAGCAGUUCCAGGCAAACGCCAGCGAUAAAAAUGCACUCGAGCAAAAAGUUCGCGAUAUGCAACAGCAGUUGGAGACCCGGGAUACACAGAACUCACUGGAUGCUGAGCGGCUAGAGACGAUCGCGCAUUUGCGCGAACAGCUGAAGAUCAGCCAGGAGCAGUUGAAGAAGCGUGAUUUAACCCUGGAAGAAACAAUGGAAAAGCUGAGAGAAACCACCCGAGCAAAGGAGGUGCAGCUCAAUGACAAGAAUACCGAGAUCGACAGGCUCAAGGCCGAACUUGAUGAUCAGGCUUUAGAAAAUGAGCGCUUGGAUGGAGAAUUGGAUCGCGUUAACAGCGACUAUCUCGCCCUCGAAGAUCGAUUUACUACUCUUGAAGCCCAGAGCCAACCUCUGGAAGAUCUCGAGGAGAGAAACCUUUCUCUCGAGGCCGAUCUCACUCGUGUUCAGUCUCAAGUCGAGGCCCAAGAAAACGCCCUCAAAGCUGUUGCGGCAGAUUUGCCUGGUGGCCACAGUACCGGUGGUCAUAGUACGUAUAGCGAAAUCCUUGACCUGAUCAAAGAUAUUGGGCACACAAGCCUUGACUCGGGUCCUCGGUCACCACUAAAGGAUAAAUUCCCCGAGGAGGAUGACGAUCUAUUGGAGCUACGACACGAGAUUGAGAAGCUCCGACAAGAAGCCCAUGACGCCACUGCUGGCCAAAAAGCUGCAGAUAUCGAGGUCAACCGCCUGCGUCAACAGACCGCCGAAUCACAAGCCCUGAUCAAGACCAUUGAAACCGAGAACUCUCGACUUACCCUCCGCGUUAACGAUCUGAGCGCCAAUCUCAACAAAACACAGCACGAGCUGACUCGCACCCAAGAAGAACAUGCCGAAUCCCUCGAAACUGUCGCCCGCCUUCAUGAAGAAGCACUCGGCCAACCACCCAGCCCUCCCCUCUCUCCACCAACCCCACGAGCCAUCCCCAACACAGAGCAGCCAGACCCUGCAGCCACAGCAGCCCUGGAAGCCUCCCACCAGGCCCAAAUCAGAAGCCUCCAAACCGCCCACUCCACAUCUGUAUCCACCCUCCGCUCAUCACAUGCCGAAUCAAUGCGCAAGGUCCGGGAUAUACUCAGCGCAGCCGAGAAACGCGAAUCCGACCUCCGCACCGAACUGACAACACUGCGCAGCAAAACGGCCACACAAGAGUCCAAAUUGCGCAAGUCAUUCAAACAAGAGGUCCGUCGCCUUGAAGCCGUCAUUGCUGCGAAAGAUGAAACCUCCGCCGCGGUGGACCAGCGCAUCGCACUUUCCGUCGACAAACGUGAGCAAGAAUGGGAGCGUCGAGUCGAUCUACUCCUCGAGGAGCGAGACCGUAUGGCCAAGGCACUCAUGAUGUACUGGGGCGAGAAGGAGAUGGGCCGUGGACCAGGAGUCUUUGCAGAUGGUAAAGAGAACCGUGGCGAGUCGACGACGGAUUCCAAACAAGGGCAAGCAUAUCGGUAUAAGUAUGCGCCGAAACACAAGUCUAGGAGCGGAGAGAGAAAGGCAUAA